AUGGACCCAGUCUACCAGAUCCCCUUCGACACCGACUUGCAUGCACUCCUGUCAUCAUGCUCCGACAUUGCGCCCACGCCGUCGUGGCCCUCUCCAUUGGCGUACUCUAUGCGGGCCUUCUCUGCUGAUGAAAUGAUAUUGUGUGAUGCUGAUCUUGCUGGGCCCGACAUGCUUCUCGAUGGAAUUGACUCCGACCUCAGCUCCAACGGGGAGCAAUGGGCGCCACCCCCUCCGCAGCAGAUCCCGACGAGCGAAAAGCCGAAACGAGGAGGCCGCUCCAAGCGUGGCGUCAACCCUGAUAUGGCGGUCUUGCAGUCCAAGUUCUCCGCCGGCCGGAAGUCAUACCUGGCUUCUCAAUCGCCAGAGGCCUGGGAGCUUCACAGGGCCGAGCUCAAACGGUUGUACAUAGAUGAAGGCAGAACACUGAAGGAUAUCAUGUCCAUAAUGGAAUCCAAGGGUUUCAAGGCCAGAGUUGCCCUAUUGUACAAGACGAGAUUCAAGCAAUGGGACUUUGUCAAGAACAACUCACGAGAGGACGUGGCCAGGAUGCUACAUGUCAAGCGUCAACGUGCUGCCGUCGGAAAACCCACCACCUUCAAGCGGAACGGCAAAGUCGUCAGGAUCGAUGAAUACUUGAAGAAGAACGGCAUGAUCAUCAUCCCCAGGGCCGGUUCCGAGCCCCCGAGGCUCCCCGGUUCCGUGAGAUGUAUUACGCCUCCGCCAAUCUCCCGAUGUCUUCGAACCCCCGGGGCCUUGGUACUGAAGGAACUCAUAUUACAGAGCCUCAAGAACCUGACGCCUUCGUUCUCCCGGCUAUCCCGACCGAUGGACGGUAAACACACGCCCAAGACAGAAAUAUGGGACUCGCCACGAUACAUCAAAAUGGCCUGCGACCUCUUCUCCGAAAACAGGAACGUCCAGGCCGGAUCCAUAUGCCGAUCCGCAUUCACCACUGUCCACGCCCUGGUCUCUCCGCCACGACUGGACACGCUCUUCAACUUCCUCGUCAGCCAGCUGUGGUGGUCGAACCGCGACAUCACGCUCGAGCUCUGGCGCUACCUGGCCGCGUACAUGUCCAACGUGCUCAAGGUCCAGAACGAGGUCACCGAGCUCCUCCGCGAACUGGUUUUGCACAUCGAGACGCAGGGCUACGAGUCGUAUCUCGACUUCAUCGCCGAAUGCAUCGACGAUAUCCUAGUCCUGGGCGCCGAGCGCACACCCUUCUUGCGCGGGAACAAGUUCGUCGGCUGGUGCCAACUCGUCAUUAUGGACUGCUAUUUCCUGAACGGGUCCAACCGGCGUGCCAGCCAGAUCCAGGCCCGCUGCGCCGACGCCUUGCCGCGGAGUACCUUGUUCCCUGAGGACCGCGCCAUGAACGAGAAGCUGUGGCGGGAGACCUUUGCCAGGCACGUGUCCCUGUCCUACAUCAGCGGCAAGGAAUCCCGCCACGACAGGUUCCUGCGGCUGGCCACGGCCAGCUACGCCAAGCUUCUGGGGAGGCUGAACGGCGCCCUGGUCAUGCAUCCCAGUCUGACCCGCGUCGAGGGCGUGGCGGCGAGCCUGUCGCGGAAGAAACUGGACCCUUCGGCCAUCACGCAUUACAAUCGAAGCUACAGCCUGGAGAGCAGGAUCCUGUCCUUCUUGACUCGCGACAUCUCGAAGCCGUCCCAGACCAUCAAUGACUACGGCUCCUACCCGGUCUGA
Neoarthrinium moseri is the source of this 1704-nucleotide messenger RNA. RefSeq lists its product as uncharacterized. NCBI's taxonomy places the organism in Eukaryota, Fungi, Ascomycota, Sordariomycetes, Amphisphaeriales, Apiosporaceae. Bases 1 to 1704 code for a protein of 567 amino acids. The transcript is spliced from 3 exons. The record is from RefSeq and is a predicted model, not a curated record.